AUGUCUAAAGUCAAUCAUACACUUGCUCUCCAUCUAUCAAAAGAACACACAGAUCUGAUUGCUAGAUUAGAUACAAUGCAGCAAAGUCUGAAGGAUAUGGAUUCUAAAAUUGGCUACGUUGUCAAAGGCAAUGCUGAUGCUUUGGAAGUUCUGGAUAAUCUUAUUGAAAUUUCUGAUAAUGUUCUUGAGAUUGCUCCUGCCUCUGCUUCAGCUGCCACUUCUUUUAAUGUUAAUCAAAAAGUUUACAAUCGACUUUUCUCUCUUAUCCAAAGCCAAUUGAGAGAUCCAAAAUUCAGAUCAAAUAAUGCAGCUUUGAUUACAGCAAAUGACAGCAAGUCCGGUUGGAAUACAGAAAUUCAUUUCAAUCGUUCCUCUAAUAACGAACUGACACUUGCACUUAUGACUUAUCUGAAGCCAAAGUUUGCUACAGAUGGGCUUAGGCCAUUCAAAAUCUGCAGUAGUAUUUAUACUAACUUUUGUAGAAGACGUUCUGCUGAACGAAAGUCGUCGUCAGCCCUUGAUGCAGGAAGAUCAUGGUCAAGAAGAGCAAGUCGAGCAACCAUUAACUUUGAUCGCUGUGAGCUGGCCUACAGCAUGUGCAAGGCUGACAUUAAUACGUUGAUGGGAAAGGAUUGCGAAGGGCUCAUCAACAAGGUAGCAAUGUCUGAGGGUGAGUCGGAGAAUGAGACAUCUGGAGUUCCUGGCAAUCAUGUGAUCCAUACAUACAAUAAGUUUCUGGGGCAUGUUGACGAAGCCGUGCUCAGAUGCUUGAACCUAAAUGUGCACCAGAUGGCAAAGAAGACCUUUGGCAGAGAUGCUGAUUUAGCAGUCCAGAGUCAACUGAAGUGCUCUCUUCCCCAGUGGGCUUUCAAAGAUGAGCUCUAA
Messenger RNA from Phycomyces blakesleeanus NRRL 1555(-), 885 nucleotides. RefSeq lists its product as hypothetical. The coding region runs from base 1 to 885 and encodes 294 amino acids. The transcript has 4 exons. Lineage: Eukaryota; Fungi; Mucoromycota; Mucoromycetes; Mucorales; Phycomycetaceae. The record is from RefSeq and is a predicted model, not a curated record.